AUGAGAUUGUCAAUUCUUGAAGCUGCAAUUCUGUUGUCGGUGUUUUCGGUUGGAAGUGGUGCUGAUAGCACCCUAUCACCUGCUGAUGACCCCUUUUAUUCACCUCCUUCUGGGUAUGAGAGUUCUACUCCGGGAACUAUUCUCAAGUCACGUUCUGUGCCUUCUCCUUUAGUUGGUUUAACUUAUGAGAAAGCCUAUCAACUCUUGUACAGAACUACGUCGGCCACUGGAGGUGCUGAAGCAGAUGUAACUACCAUUAUUGUCCCCAAGGGAACUCCUAAGGAUAUUUUGUUAUCUUACCAGGUACCUGAAGAUGCCAACUGGGUCAAUUGUGCUCCUUCGUAUGGUUUGCUCACUUCUAAUAGCAGCUCAAACGCUGAUUUUCAGACAAUUCUUGACCUUGGUUGGUAUUUGUCAGUCCCUGAUUAUGAGGGCCCUGCCUCGUCAUUUACUGCUGGUAUCAAGUCUGGUUACUCAACCUUGGACAGUGUGAGAGCAGUUUUGGGAUCGAAUAACGAUAGUGGCAUUCCUGAUAGUGUCAAGAUUGGUUUGUGGGGUUAUAGCGGAGGUUCAAUUGCAAGUGUAAGUAGAAUAUUCCAAUAA
Messenger RNA from Sugiyamaella lignohabitans, 603 nucleotides. RefSeq lists its product as uncharacterized. NCBI's taxonomy places the organism in Eukaryota, Fungi, Ascomycota, Dipodascomycetes, Dipodascales, Trichomonascaceae. The transcript has a single exon. Bases 1 to 603 code for a protein of 200 amino acids. The record is from RefSeq and is a predicted model, not a curated record. Gene Ontology annotation, biological process: lipid catabolic process. Gene Ontology annotation, molecular function: triacylglycerol lipase activity.